This is a messenger RNA of Physcomitrium patens, 2993 nucleotides long. Its product is annotated as acetyl-coenzyme A synthetase, chloroplastic/glyoxysomal. NCBI's taxonomy places the organism in Eukaryota, Viridiplantae, Streptophyta, Bryopsida, Funariales, Funariaceae. Gene Ontology annotation, molecular function: acetyl-CoA synthetase activity; AMP binding. The record is from RefSeq and is a predicted model, not a curated record.
GUCUCACCUGACUGAACUCUGCAUAGCGGUGAAAGGGGAUCCCAACCGUGGUGAACACCCCAUGUGGCCAAUUGCCGCACUGCUGUCUCAUCUGCUCUCACGGUGCUAUCGUCGUGAUGCCGUGACCUCGCCAUCAUCCUUGACUCUUUGUCACCUUGAUUUCUUUGUUAACAAGAACAACAAGAACACACACACACGCGCGCGCGCACAGAGAGAGAGAGCAUCUUAUACAGAACCUUACCCCACAUGUUCUUCACCAAACUUUCUUUAGGCGCUUUAGCUGCUGCAGACGAUUCUCCUGUCCCGAGCUCAUCAUCGUUGCAAUUAUAGCAGUGCGGAGAGUACACAUACGGUGUUGGUGGUUGGACACUCAAUCACGGUGUCAGAGUCGACAAGCCCCUCGGGCUUUCCUAUUCUGAGGCCAUGCCUCCUGCAGUGCAUUCCUUCCCGCGCCCUCUGGCACAUAAUUGGACGAGUGGUGCCUCUGGGAGGUGGUGUGGUCCAAUUUCUGGAAGUUUGCGUGUAGUUUCAGAGGUGGGUUUCCGUGGUGGUGUGCAUUCGAGUCGGGUUUUGACCAUGGCUCCAGGUCAUGAGGUGAGGAGCGUCAGGCCGGGAGCCCACGUCUUGAGCUCGCCGGUGGGGGCGAAAUUCGUGCCAGGCGCUGUGAGUGGAGAGGCUGCUGUUGUGGCCGGUCAGGAGGAAGAGCUUGUGGCACCGAGCGAGGAGUUUCAGGCGACGGCGUUGGUGGCGUCCCGGGCACAAUAUGAUGAGAUGUACAAGCGAUCUGUGGAGAACCCCGAUGGCUUCUGGGGUGACAUUGCAUCGACAUUUUUCUGGAAGAAGAGAUGGCCCGUCAAGGAUGGCAAAGUGCAUACCGAGAAUAUUGAUGUUCGCAACGGGCGCGUUGCUGUUGAGUGGUUCAAGGGUGGACAAACCAACAUCUGUUACAAUGCCAUCGACAGGCAUGUAGAAGCAGGCCUCGGUGACAAGGUUGCUUUCUACUGGGAAGGUAACGACCUCGGUGUGGAUGCUUCUCUGACAUACAAGGAAGUACUGGAAAAAGUUUGCCAGCUUGCAAACUAUUUGCGUAGUCAAGGUGUGAAGAAAGGCGACGCAGUGGCAAUCUACAUGCCUAUGCUGGCAGAACUGCCAAUCGCCAUGCUUGCCUGUGCUCGAAUUGGAGCUGUUCAUUCUGUUGUCUUUGCCGGAUUCUCCGCAGAAUCUUUAUAUCAGCGUAUUCUGGAUUGCAAGCCAAACGUUAUUUUGACGAGCAGUGCGGUGAAACGUGGCGCCAAGAUUAUCAAACUCAAGGAUAUUGUUGAUGAUGCAUUAUCACGUGCAUCAGCGGAUGGUCACACUGUAGGUAUGUGCCUGACAUAUGACAAUAGUUCUGCAUUGAAGAGAGAGGAGACCGCGUGGACAGAAGGCCGUGAUUCGUGGUGGCAGGAUAUCGUGCCAUCAUAUGCAAAAGAAUGUGAUGUGGAGUGGGUUGACGCAGAAGAUACGCUGUUUUUGUUAUACACCAGUGGAAGCACUGGGAAGCCCAAGGGCGUGCUGCAUACAACAGGAGGUUACAUGGUAUAUGCGGCUACAACCUUCAAGUAUGCAUUUAAUUACCACGAUGAUGACGUCUACUGGUGCACAGCAGACUGUGGGUGGAUUACUGGUCACAGCUACCUGACAUAUGGCCCUCUUCUCAACGGUGCUAGCAUGGUUGUCUUUGAAGGGGUCCCCAACUAUCCAGAUGCAGGUCGCUGCUGGGACAUAGUAGACAAAUAUAACGUUUCCAUCUUCUAUACUGCCCCAACUGCAAUUCGUUCAUUGAUGCGGUCGGGUGACGAGCCCGUUUUACGGCACUCUCGUAAGUCACUGCGAGUGCUUGGGACUGUGGGAGAGCCGAUCAAUCCCAGUGCGUGGAAGUGGUACCAUGAAGUCGUUGGCGACAAACUCUGCCCUAUAGUUGAUACAUGGUGGCAAACAGAGACGGGGGGUUUCAUGAUUACCCCGCAACCAGGCGCUUGGGCUCUUAAACCUGGAUCUGCUACCUUACCCUUCUUUGGUGUCCAGCCUGCUGUAGUAGACGAUAAUGCUCAAGAACAGUCUGGAGAAUGUAGUGGUUACUUGUGUAUCAAGGCGGCCUGGCCUGGCAUGAUGAGAACUCUACAAGGAGACCACGACCGAUAUGAAACCACAUAUUUUGCUCCUUUUAAAGGAUUCUACUUCAGUGGUGAUGGAUGCCGCAGAGAUAAAGAUGGUUACUAUUGGUUGACAGGACGAGUCGACGAUGUCAUCAAUGUUAGUGGGCACCGCAUUGGUACAGCCGAGGUAGAGUCUGCUCUUGUUUCGCAUCCCCAGUGCGCUGAAGCGGCAGUUGUUGGGUUCGAUCACGAGGUGAAAGGUCAAGGUAUUUACGCAUUUGUGACACUUCUAGAAGGCGUAGAGUACAGCAAUGAUCUUCGCAAAGCUCUCAUCAACUCCGUUAGAUCACAGAUUGGAGCGUUCGCAGCACCUGAUGUAGUCCAUUGGGCUCCAGGACUGCCCAAGACAAGGAGUGGGAAAAUCAUGCGCAGAAUAUUGCGAAAGAUUGCGAGCAACGAAUUGGAUCAAGUGGGGGAUAUCAGCACCUUGGCAGAUUCCAGCGUGGUUGAUCAGCUCAUAAGUCUCCGAAACAAGUAAAGUGUCAGAAGUGGGAUCUGAAGCUCGCGUUGGGCAAAAGUGAAGACUGAGUGGGUUUAAUAAAUGCUGAGAGCAAGGCUGCGUAUCGAAGAAUUACUUUGUGUUAAGUGAAAGACGUAAUUAUUGAUUUCCUCUCUACAAGAUACCACUGGGUAUAGAAAAUCGUGGUUGAGUGUCUGGACUCAUGAACAAUUUUGUAUGACAUUCGAGAAGGUAUGGUGUACACUAGAUCUGAAUGCAAUAACAGCAUUUGCGAUUGCCAUACUUUUAUUGAAACUGGAAAACAAAGCACCUUCUGUGCUACUUGUCAUAUUAUA